Mesorhabditis spiculigera is the source of this 5121-nucleotide messenger RNA. The record is from the annotation of a GenBank genome assembly. Lineage: Eukaryota; Metazoa; Nematoda; Chromadorea; Rhabditida; Rhabditidae.
AUGCUCAACGAGGAGCCGGUUGCUUUUCAGGGCCGAUGUGGUGAUGAUCGUGAAGCAAAAGGCUACGCGAGCUACCAAAAAGCCACCCUAUCCGGCGCAAAAGUGGCCGACCUGAAGCGCCUACUCUCCAAAAAUCGAAGCGUCCUCCUCAAUCAGCGCCUAAACCACGAGGUCGAGAUCCGCUCGCUGGUGCUGCAAAUCCAAUGGAAGGUGCUGGCCAUCAACAAUCAAUUCAUGGGCGAGCACACCCUGUCGCUGAACAGCCCGCCAGUGUACAGCGUCUUUUUGAUCAACUCGUUGGCCAUGAUCACGAGCGUGUCGACGGCCGACCCGACCAAGUUUAUUCGAGAGGUUUUCCAGCUAUGCUUCUGCGACGAAACGACGGCACCGUUGUUGUACAAGGUCGGCGGCGAGGCGCUUGGGCAAAUGAUAGGCCGAAAGCCGCAGUUGCUUGAUCAACUACUAGCCACCAUGGAUCGGAUGAUUGAUCAUAUGGGCAGCUACGCAGUGGAUACGCUGGCUUCUUGCGAUUUGACGUCGUGCAGGGUAUCACAGGCUGUUCUCGGCAGCACCAUCGGCAAGUGGCUGAUCAGUCGCUCGCCCGACCACGCUGCAAACCGACUGGCUCGCCGUAUCCUCGCGUCGCUGAACUGGGGAUAUGGUCCCGACGGGUCGCUGUGGAUGGACACCGGCAUCCAUGACAUGUGUGCAGCUACCGUCGUGAAAGCUCACACGGCGCAUUGUGGCAAGAGCAAUGGCAUGAUCGCGAAGAGCAUUAAUAAGAUCUCGAAGCUCGUCAGCAAGAUCCCCGACUACGAGACCCACUUCAACCAGUUCGUCUGGGACAUUUUGAUCAAGCUAAAGCUGACCACGCAGCUCACAACCGUGCCCUGCGAGCAAGAUUUGGCCGCAUUUUUCGUGUACGUGACGAAACACGCCAUCGCCAAGCUCGACAUCCUGCUCGACAAGGGCGUGCCGAUGAUGAACGACCUGGUGAACUCGGGGUGUACGGUGGCCAGUGCCGUACUGUUGGGCCGGAUCCUGCUGCGCUUCUACCCGGAAGCGAACAAGCUGUGGUGCAAUGAGAGCUUUGUCGAAAUGGCCGAACGAGUGCUACACUCGGACCAAUGCUCGUAUGCCGUUCAACUCGUUGCCGGAACUUCAGCCACCCCAACUCCUGUAGUACGAAUACUCCGCGCCCACAUUCUGGUGGUCUCCCAAACGAUCCAAGACCUCCCGUCCUUUUUGGGCGCCUGGGUGAAGCUGCUGGCUGCCCAGAAGGUCUACUACUGGAAUAGUGAUCAGGUAUCGCUGCAAAUCCUGGGAACAAUCGCUCAAAUCGCCUUCCAACGGGACAACGAGCAGUUUUUGGGGCUCAGGAAGACGCUGUUUGAUAUUUAUGCGAAGCUCCAAAAUACGGCCAAGGAGCAGUCGAAAGGAUUUCUGGGUUUUCUAUCCGGCGAACCGCCCCCAACUCAACUCAUCCUUCCGGCUUCUUAUCCCGUAUCACCUUGGGCCACGUAUUUGUUGCUUCUCGUUGAGCAGGAUUCCUUCCCCACGUACUACACCUAUCUCUGGGAGGCCCUCGCAAAGAAAGACAAAGUUCCGGUGGAUCAGGCUUGCAAGAUCCUGCCCCUCUUCGUUCAGCAACUCGCAACGUUCCUCUUUUCGAGACGACCGUCUUUGGGGAAAACCCAUGUUUUCGCGUCGCGGCUCUCCAAUUCCACCAUCUCCGCAGCGACCUUUUCGACUUGUAGAAGAAAAUUGGACAUCUUGUCACACCCCAAAGGAUUUUAUAAGGCGGUUGCCGGCUGGAUGGGCAGCAACAAGGACCUGAACGCGCCGAACGUCAAUUUCUCGAAUUUCGACCUCGACUACCUGCUCCAGCUUAUUCUGUCCGGAGACAAGUCGGCGUGGAUGGACUUCUUGGAUUUGUCGACGAUCCACCAGGCAGCCCAGGAGGAGAUGAAGCUUUACAACGUCGUGUGUCAUGAGGAGCGCAAGGGAGCCGUGCAAAACGGAUGGACUGGGCCGUCGGAUCGGGAUCGUGUCAUCAGAGCCGUGACUUUCCCUACGAUACCCACCCAUCCGGGAUUGCCGCCGGCACCGAGGCUGGAUCUACAAAUGAUGGAUCAAAACGUCGUCAUGUCACUGUUCCAGCCGAUUCUACGGAACGUUAAUAAACUCAGCGACUCUUUCGUCACCAUCGCCGACGAGCUGGAGACGACCGACCAAAAAUAUUGCGAGCUCAUCUCGAGGCUGUAUGUUGGAGUGGCGAGGAGCAUCACCGUCAUGGUCCAAUGCGGAACCAGAUGUCAACGUCCGAACCAGGCUACAGUUCAGGUGACCGCCACCGAGUUCAGCACCCACUGCGACGCCGAAAUGACCCAAAACCGAGAGCGACGCGGGACAAGUAUUGCAUCGGCUCAGGCCUCCCUCCUCGACACGGCGGCCACGCAGACAGCCAGCAUGGAAUUUAUCGCACUCCAAGUCGCCAGCUCGGCGUCUUUUAUGGAAGGUCUGCAACGGAAUCGCAUUCAAGCUGUUGGGCGCAGUCUGUUCUAUUUGGUGACCUCGAGCAUCACGAACGAGGCGAUGCUCUUCCCGGCGGCCACCGCCAGCUUCGAGAGCGUGCUGCAGGUGUUGGGACAGCAAUUCGUCAGGAUGAGACCGGAGGAGCAGUUCCAAGUGAUGCGGCUGGUGCUGGAUGGAUUUGUGCUGUCCGGGCCGUUGGUUGAGGCCUUCACCCCAGCUUGCCUGAGCGCGCAAGAACUCUCCGAAUGCUACAGCCGGCUGAGCGAAAAGGUCGGAAACCUGGAGCAGAGCCAGAGCGCCUUCAAGCUUUUGCAACGUCUUGAAAUCGACCAAACGGCAGCUACACUCCCGGCUCAGCACUUUGCUUCGCUUAUUCCGUUGGCUUUUAAUAACGUAGCCUCUCAACCCGACCCAAACUCCGAUCUACACAAACUGUGCCUCCAACACCUCGUCACUUUCAUAUUUCACAAAUUUCCGCUCAAUUUUGUCUACGGGCUUGAUACGUCACUUGGAGGAUGCAGCACCGGCUCGGCCCCAACUCACCUCUUCGAGGUGAUCGCCGACCGGCUUGAUGCUGAGCAUUGGGAACAACCGAAAGGGGAAUUUGUCGUUAAUGGUAGCAUGUCGCUGGAAUGCUGCGUGGUGCUGACACGACGUUUGGCGGAGGCUCGGGUGCUACUCGGGGCAAAUUUCUUCUCGGUUUGGUCAAGAUACAUCAAUCCGGUCACCCGCUUGGCGCAGCUGUUCCUCAACACCGCCGUCCGCGAGACGUUCGAUGGUUCGAUCCCGGAAAGUAUACUUAUCAAAUCGCUCGUCGAUGCGUUCUCGCGAAUCGUCGCGUUGUUCUCACCACUUCUGGCCCCUCCCUCCCCUUCAGUACCUCCAUUCUCGCAGUCGCACCUCGCCGAAGCCAACAUGUGCGUCGAGCGGAUGGUGCAGCACAUCAACGCGCUUCCGUAUAAUGCUUGCUUGGCACCAGGUCAACAAAACACGCAAGCACUCACAUGGCAAUUUUUCUGCGAAAAGCUCAGCAAGAUCACGCACGGCACCGGGCCGUACUUUAGCGUAUUGGAAACAAAUUUGAUGCGAAUUCACUGGCCCUCAUUCUGGCCGACGUUGAGGGCCCUCACGGCGAUGAAUGAGGUGCUCUCCUCCCGCUCCCCAGACUGCUUCCACCUGGUCACCCAAGUGUUUGUCCGGGUCCCCUGGAUGGAUGUGCUUUCUCAAAAUGUGCCACCCGAAAUACAACCCCAGUACCUGGCCACGUUGCUCUACGUCAUCACGCGAAUCGUAGCCAAACCGGCGAAUUAUACAAAGGUGCGUGCAUCGCUCUGCGAAAUUUUGAAGCAAUUGACGCCUCGUCCAGAGUGGAAGACGAUCUCACCAGAGGACUGUGAAGCGAUAUCUCGCCUGGUCAGUGAAAGUCUCCCUGCUGAUUGCCUCUCGAAUUCUACCGAUGUCCUCUCUGUCUAUCUACCACUCUGGCGCAAGAUCUGCCUCUUUUCGGUCCAGGAGAAGAAUAUCAGCAAUGAAGUGCUUGGGAAACAGCGGGCGUUCGUGCGGUCGGAGCUUCGAUUGAUGCUACGGGGAAAUGAGCAGGCAGUCCUCGUGCAUUAUAACAAUUUGAUUGCCGACUGUGACGCGAUUGCAAAGGCGCAUCGACCUAGCGACCGGAAGCCAUUUUCGACGGUCAGCCGAGAGUUGAGCGCGAUUUGGACGGAAAUUCCGGACGUCAAAACGGGAGAAACCCUCGUCAACGGACUGACCGCCUACCUGGCCGCAAACCCAACCUCCCCGCUGACGCUCCAGGUUCCGUCCACCAUCAUCGACUCAUUGUCCAUCGACCAACUGACGACAGCGUUGAAAGUGAUGGAGAAGGCCAUUCAGGCGUAUUUUAAAAGAACCGACGCGUGCUGGGCCGACCUGCUGGAGUGGUGCAUGUUCCCUGCCAAGCAGAUCCCUUCCAUAUUCCAUUAUUUAUUGACAGUUCCCAACAGCGACAACAAAGUCCAACCACUGUUGCUCACGCUCCGAGCCCUGCUUGACCACGGCGUGCACGCGGACGACCGAUUUCACGCUGUGCUCGUCUACUUAGACAGGCUAAAGCCAAAGUAUGUUGACGACGAGGCGACAGUACUUGUCCUGCUACACCGGGUACUCCAAUGGUUGUGUCCGUUGGUGGCGCGUGGAGCUUCUACAAUAACUGAACCUGUCCAGCUACUACAACGCUGGCUAUCCAAGGCCAAAAUCGAGGAGAAGCAGGGUCUCUUCUCCGGAAUUAUCACCGCCAAACGAAAUCAAUAUAGUCACAAAUUCUGCACUCUAGUCGCCGUCUUCGAGCUUUUUGUGCAGCACCAAGCUGCCAACGCCAAUCAUCCGCUACGGGUCGCCCCAAAUGAGCCGAUUAUGAAUAGUCGCAUUGGGGCCUUGCGAGAGUUGGCAGGGCAAAAGCAAAACCAACCCCUCACCUCCAUGUUCAACCUAUGUACAGUGUACUUCUCAUCCAGUGAUUAUACCUUCAAAGACGGGUCCCAGCUUCUCGACAAACUAAUGCGCGAGUGCUAUCGGGAAAAAUACAUACAGGAA